GCACGGCAAUGGUCAUGUGAUCUGAUAUAGCCAGUCCUGUCGCCGCAUUCCCUGGUCGCCCUCAUUCGCUGCCGGCUGUCACGUGACACGUCCCCCGUCUUUCUCUCUUCCAAUCGGAGUCGGCGACACGUCCUGGAGCGCAGUUUGAAUCCUCCAGCGGCGGGCGGCCUGACUGUGUGCGUAUCCGGAGCACGCUGCCCACCUGUGUUUUGGAAACAAACGAGGACAAAUUAUAAACAAAAAGCCCAUUCCGCGAUAGGCAGCGGUCAGCAGAGAGAGCCGCCAUCAUGUCCCGCGGGCCGAGGAAAAGUGAGCUCUUGGCAUCCUCACUGAUCAACACUAUGAACCAUACAUUUGCUAGCCUUAUGGAUAUCUGGGACGAGCUGGGUAUCCCAGAGGAGAAGCGGAUGUUACGAAUGGAAGAAGUCAGAGAUUGUAUUGAGGAUCUACUAAACCGUAUGAUUGAAGAAGAGGAGGCACUGAAAGAACGUAUUAAGAAAAGUAUCCAGAACUCUAAAAAAGAGAUGGCAAUACUGUGUGAGGAGUUAUCUCUUGGUGCAUACAUGUUGGAUGAAGACUUGACUGUCCUUCAAAUGGAGAAAGAUUUGAGAGUAAAAUUAGAUUGUCUGAAGGCUGAAAAACGUAAGCGUCUUGAAGAACUGAGGCAGCUGCAGCAAGAGGACCAAGAUCUAUGUACUGAGCUUUUUGUGACCCCUUAUUAUGUACCAACUGGGAUGAUGCCCACUCAUCAACAGCUGGUAGAACUCAAAGAACACAUAAGGGUUCAGACUGAAGAAAAGAAAAAACGAACACUUAUUUUUUCCACCCUUCGAGCUGAUAUCCGGAUAUGUUUAUCAGAAAUGGGACGGCAGCCUCUCUCCGGCUUAGAACAAGACGCAGUCAGUGUGGAUGAAGAAAAUCUAAGCCUUACUUCAGAAAACAUGAAAGCUCUUCAAUUUCUGAAAGAUCAUCUUAAGCAGAAGAAAGACUCUCUUCUGUCAACACUGAAUAUACUUAAAGAGAAGGUGCAGGUAUUAUGGAGUCGUCUGCAGGUUCCCCGGGAAGACCUGGAGCCAUAUCUCAAUAUGUCUACAUAUCCACUUUCUACUUCAAUUAAGAAGUGGGAAACUGAACUUGCUCGUCUAGAUGAGCUGAAGAAAGCAAGCAUUAAGGAUAUCAUUCUGAAAAUAAGAGAGGAGUUGGCAAUGUACUGGGACAAAUGCUUUUAUAGUGCAGAGCAAAGAAAUGCUUUCUCUCCAUACUUCAGUGAUGACUUUACUGAAGAACUGCUCAGUGAGCAUGAUGAAGAGCUGGUGAGACUCAAGCACCACUAUGAAAAAUGCAAGGAUAUGCUUGAUGCAGUAAAUAAAUGGGAAUCAAGCUGGGAGCAGUUUCUUGUGCUGGAGAAGAAGGCAACAGACCCCAACCGAUUUUCCAAUCGAGGUGGGAGUUUGCUUAAAGAAGAGAAGGAACGUAUGAAACUCCAAAAGCUUCUUUCAAAGCUUGAAGAGGAACUAAAAUCCUGGAUCGGAUCAUGGGAGGCAGAGCAAGGAUGUCCGUUUCUAUUUAAGGGGCGCAAGUUUAUGGAUUAUGUGGCAGAUCAGUGGGAGAACCACAAACUCCAAAAAGAUCGUGAAAAGCAAGUUCGGAAUCCGAAAAAGGAGGACAAUAUGCCGUUUAAGACACCAGUAAAACGUCCAGCAUUAUCUUGUUCACAAGGAACUCCAUUAAACAAGACUAGAAAGCUUACUGGAACAAGUACACUUGCAAGUACAAAAACGACUGCAUCCGCAAAGACCCCUCUUCCCACCAUCAAGACUCCAUCGAAAGCUAGAGAAACUCCUGUAGGAACACCUUUACAGGACAGUAACAAACAAACAAGUGUGUUUUCCACUCACCCUGGCACCUAUUCAGAAUUUAAGGAGGCCAUCACAAAGAAGUCCGGCAAAGAUUCCGUUUUCAAUUCAACCGUAAAUGAGAAUUUGUAGUACUUUUUAUGUCUGAAAGAAAGCACUUUUUCAGAUUUUCUUGAAACCAUUCGUUGGCUGCGCCAUCACUCGUGAAUUCUAGAACGUCUUUCAGUCUUCGUGUCCUGUGCUGGAACAGGCUUCCGGCCUUUUUGCAUGUAAUUUUCAGUGCCAAAGACCAAGCAACUCAGUGUAAUAAGACAUUUUCACACUUGGACCUUUCUCCAGCCUUAAAUUUCAUCAUGUGAGAAGGGUUGUUACAUUAACAGAGUAAGCAGUUGUGCACGGUCCUGUUUACGAAAACAUUAAUUUAAUACUGCCAUUGUAAAUAGGGGGGCUUUUUUACUUGUCUGUCUUAAAUAUGAAUGUGUGUGACUUUUAUUUUUAAUCCUGUGGAACUACAUUGGAAUGGAAUUGCUCAAGGUCUAACGGUGAUAAGAAAUGCCAGCAGAAUGUGGAUAUUUCCUAUUUUAUUGGUAAAUUUAACUUUUUGUGCUGAUGUAUUUGUAUCUGUUUUUCUAGCUAUUUCUUUUAUGUUCGGAAAGGUUGUAUUGAAUAAGAACAAAUAAACAUCUAAAAAUUAACUGCUAAAGGAACAUAACGCACCACCUUAAAGCUAAUUUUAAACAGAGCAGACGUUCUAUUGUACAAACAACUCAAUUUUAAUUGGAAAGAACACGGAAUCUCUGGUUUGUGCAUUUCUUUAAUGAUUACGACUAUAUUCAGAAGCGAUAUAUUAAUUCUGUCUAUUGGGGUGUUCACACUCCAGGCUUCAAAGUGGUGAGGAACGUUUAAGGCCUAAAUAAUGGUGUAGCACUUGAAUUUUUAAGCAGUGUCUGUGUAAUAUUAUUAUUAUGAUUAUAUAGUACACAAACCGAAAACUCAAUGGCAUUAAUACCUUGUUUACGCCCAGGUGCUCAUCCAUAAGCAAGAAAUAACGGCAGGACUCAUGGGUCUUAUCUUCCUUUUAUUUAUUUUUUUUGCUUUACUGCAUUCUCAGGUACAUACAGGUAAAUCAGCAUUUCAGGAGAUGUGUGUAUGCAUAUGUACGUUAAACAAAUGCUACUCACGUAACCGUUAAAGGCUUGAUUAAUUAGAAAGAAAGUCUCUUUGCCAGUUUUUCUUUUCUGGACCACAGCAGUUUAAAUAUGUGGUCAGACUUUUUUUUUUUUAUGUUGCCCUCUGAUUAGAGCCAGCCAGUGAUGCAGCAAUGUGUAGUGUUUUCUGGUUGGUAUGUCAG
Pelobates fuscus (common spadefoot toad) is the source of this 3207-nucleotide messenger RNA. RefSeq names its product protein regulator of cytokinesis 1-like. Gene Ontology annotation, molecular function: microtubule binding. Gene Ontology annotation, cellular component: mitotic spindle midzone; cytoplasm; spindle. Gene Ontology annotation, biological process: mitotic spindle midzone assembly; microtubule cytoskeleton organization. The transcript is spliced from 14 exons. NCBI's taxonomy places the organism in Eukaryota, Metazoa, Chordata, Amphibia, Anura, Pelobatidae. Bases 288 to 1988 code for a protein of 566 amino acids. The record is from RefSeq and is a predicted model, not a curated record.